GAAGAAAAUACAAAUAGUUCAUUAACAAGCGAACUAUUCCAAGUCUGUUUGUCAACUGUUACUGUACAGCCCAGAAUGGUGUUAAGAGUAAGUAGCAGGAGGAGCGUGGCGUGGGGCUGGCUACUCCUGGUCUCCUGCUUUCUGCUGUCUGUUCGUUCCCAUGAGCAGGCAGCCCACGAACACCCACCGGAGAGUCACCGUCCUAACAUGCACCUGGACAAGAACAUGGUCCAUGACAGAGAACACAUCAUGGAGCAUCUGGAAGGUGUGAUUGACAAGCCGGAGUCGGAUAUGUCGCCGCAGGAGCUGCAGUUGCACUACUUUAAGAUGCACGAUUAUGACGGCAACAACUUACUGGAUGGGCUGGAGUUGGCCACAGCCAUCACUCAUGUACACAAAGAGGAAAAAGGUGAGGAUAGCCAGCCUAUGAAAGAGGAGGACCUCACAAGCCUUAUAGAUGAUGUUCUGAGGGACAAUGACAAAAACAACGACGGGUACAUAGACUACGCCGAGUUUGCCAGGUCCCUGGAGUAGAGAAAUGGUGCCUAACUACUGGGGUCUGGCUCUGUGCACUGCACACAACCACACCACUUUCUCCACCACACCACUUUAAUUUACCUGAGCCAGUGUGCAUGUCUCACUCUCUGUGGGGCUAUCACUAUCCUUCAUCCGUCCAGACAGCAUGUAUAACAGAGGUGGGCAAACUUCUUGGCUUGAGGGCCACAUUGGGAUUUUGGAAAUUCAACGAAGGGUCGCACAGAUUUGUUUUGUUUUUGUUUUGUUUUGUUUGUCAAAACCUAUUUGCGGGUCAGAAAAAGGGCAGUAACUUGAAAAUAUUUAGGUCCGUUAUCAUUUCUACAUACUUUCUAUCUAGUUUUAGACGUUCAAGUGUGACCUGGAGGUUUUUACCCCCGUCCCCAAAACAAAAUAAAAGGGUUUUACUCC
This is a messenger RNA of Salmo salar (Atlantic salmon), 945 nucleotides long. It is a transcript of the gene mcfd2, whose product is annotated as multiple coagulation factor deficiency 2, ER cargo receptor complex subunit. The record is from RefSeq and is marked provisional. Gene Ontology annotation, molecular function: calcium ion binding. Lineage: Eukaryota; Metazoa; Chordata; Actinopteri; Salmoniformes; Salmonidae.